This is a messenger RNA of Punica granatum (pomegranate), 1214 nucleotides long. The record is from RefSeq and is a predicted model, not a curated record. NCBI's taxonomy places the organism in Eukaryota, Viridiplantae, Streptophyta, Magnoliopsida, Myrtales, Lythraceae.
CUCCCCUAUAUAAGUAGAGCCCUCCCUUUACAAUCUUUAAGCAAACAAACACAUCAUCAAACCAUUCAAUUCCUCUCUCUCUCCCCCCCUCUCUAUCUCUCUUACAUUUAUUUGUAUAUCUUAACACAUAUUCAGAAUGGCUACAUUUGGAGGAUUAGCAAUUGUGGUGUUUGCCAUUGUGAGUUUGGGCAACAUUCAUGGCUCUCAUGGUGAUUAUGGAGGUUGGGAAGGCGGGCACGCUACAUUCUAUGGAGGCGGUGAUGCAUCCGGCACGAUGGGGGGUGCUUGUGGGUAUGGAAAUCUGUACAGCCAAGGCUAUGGCACCAACACUGCUGCCCUUAGCACUGCUUUGUUCAACAAUGGCAUGAGCUGUGGGGCGUGCUACGAGAUGCGGUGCAACGACGACCCAAGGUGGUGCCUCCCCGGGACCAUCACCGUCACUGCCACAAACUUCUGUCCUCCGAACUUCGCUCAGUCCAAUGACAAUGGUGGGUGGUGCAAUCCACCCCUCCAGCAUUUCGACAUGGCCGAGCCUGCUUUUCUGCAAAUCGCCCAGUACAGGGCCGGGAUCGUCCCCGUAGUCUUCAGAAGGGUCCCUUGCGUGAAGAAAGGAGGCAUAAGGUUCACAAUCAAUGGCCACUCAUACUUCAACCUUGUUCUGAUCACAAACGUCGCGGGCGCAGGAGAUGUUCACUCCGUGUCCAUCAAGGGUUCCAAGACCGGGUGGCAGACCAUGUCCAGGAACUGGGGCCAGAACUGGCAGAGCAACUCUUACCUCAACGGCCAGAGCCUCUCCUUCCAGGUGACCACCAGUGACGGCAGAACCGUGACCAGCUACAAGGUCGCCCCUUCAAACUGGCAGUUUGGUCAGACAUUCCAAGGUGGCCAGUUCUAGGAUUCGUGGAACAUACUGGACCAAUGACAUCUAUGCGGCCGCUGCGGAGUCUGGGAGGUUAUGUCCGUUGCUGAGGUGGUAGAUUUUGGCACCCGCUAGACAUCUGCUUAUGUUCUUACCUACAGAAUGAUUUCUAAGUCUUAAAAGUUUAAGGAAAGGCAGAAGAAAAGAACAGGACAGAGAGUGGUCAGUCAUAGUAAAUGGCAAGGGGACGUUCAUUGUUUGCCAUUCAUAUAACGAAGGGUGAUUAAAAGAUUUGUAGGUUUUUAUCCAUUUCCUUGAUGAUAUAUCUUGCAGUAAAAUUUUGAUGAUCGUGUAA